GAAUUUGGGGAGACUUGACAUCUUAAAAGUAUUGUCUUUUGAUUAAUGGCCAUGGUUUAUCUCUUUAUUUAUUUAGGUCCUUAAAUUUUUCUCAGGAAAGUUUUGUAAUUUUCAUUGUAUAGGUCUUACAGAUAUUUUGUUAAAGGUAUUCCCAAGUGUUUCAUCUUUUUGGUGCUAUUGUAAAAGUGGUAUUAUUUUUAUUUAUUUAUUUAUUUUUUUAAGGUACACAGGCCUCUCACUGUUGUGGCCUCUCCCAUUGCGGAGCACAGGCUCCAGACGCGCAGGCUCAGCAGCCAUGGCUCAUGGGCCCAGCCGCUCCGCGGCAUGUGAGAUCUUCCCGGACUGGGGCACGAACCCGUGUCCCCUGCAUCGGCAGGCAGACUCUCAAUCACUGCGCCACCAGGGAAGCCCUAUUUUUAAAUUUUAAUUUCCAAAUAUUCACUACUAUUAAAUAGAAAUAUAGUUGAUAUUCAUAUAUUGACCUUGACUUCUGCAGCCUUGGUAAACUAAUUUAUUAAUUAGAAUUUUUUGCUUUUUAGUAGGUUCAUUAGGAUGUUUAGUGUAGAUAAUUGUGUUAUCUGCAAAUAAUCUGUACAGUUUUACUUUUUCCUUUCCAAUCUAUAUGCCUUUUGCUUCUUAUCUUUGACUUAUUGCAGUGGCUAGGAACUCCAUGUUGAAUGGAUGUGGUGAGAGCAGACAUCCUUUCCUUGUUUCUGAUCAUAGGAGGAAAGCAACUUUAGCCAUUAAGUGAAAGUUGUCUUUUAUCAUUAAAUAUAAUGUUAGCUCUCUAUUUUUUUGUAGAUGCUUGCUAUCCAUUUGUGGAAGUUUCCUACUCUUCCUUGUUUGAAGAGAGUUUUUAUGAUAAACAGACACUGAUUUUUGUCACUUUUUUGGUACCCAUUGAAAAGUGUGUGUGUGUGUAUUUUUUUUAGUAUAUUGGCUUGGUAAAUUAUAUUGAUUUCAAAUACUGAGUGAACCUUGCAUUUAAAAGGGUAAACGUCACUUUUGUCAUUAUUAAUUAUUUUUCUAUAUAUUGCUGGAUUCAAUUUGCUAAUAUUUUGUUAAGGGCUAUUAUGCCUAUAUUUAGAAGGGAUGUUAGUCAGUAAUUUUCUUUGCUUGUAUUAUCUUUGUUGGAUUUUGGUAUCAGGGUAAUGUAAGCCUCAUAAAAUGAGUUGGGGAGUGUUCCCUUUUUUUUCUGGAAGAAUUUAUAUAUGGAAUUGGCAUUAUUUUUUCAUUAAUUGUUUGGCACAGUUCACAGUUGAAGCCAUUUGGACCUGGUGUUAUCUCAGUGGGAGAAUUCUUAAAUGCAAAUUAAUUCAUUUUUUAAAAAAUGAACAUAGGGCUAGUCAGGUUAUAUCUUUUACAGAGAGCUGUGGUAGUUUGUGUCUUUCAAGGGAUUUGUUCAUUUCAUCUGUUUCCAAGAUAUUAGCAUAAAGUUAUUUAUAAUAUCCCUUUAUUAUUCUUUUAAUGUCUCUGGGAUCUGUAGUUAUGUCCUUUCCUUCAUAAUGGUAAUUUAUGUCUUUUAUUUUCUUGAUAAGUCUGGUUAGAGACUUAUCAAUUAUUGACUUCUCAGAGAACCAGCUUUUGGUUUCAGUGAUUUACUCCAUUAAUAAUUUUCCUUUGUUCAUUUUCAUUGAAUUCUACUGUUAUUUUUAUACUUUUCUCUUUUGACUUACUUUUUUUUUUUUUUUCUUUUGUGGUACGUGGGCCUCUCACUGUUAUGGCCUCUCCCAUUGUGGAGCACAGGCUCUGGACGCGCAGGCUCAGUGGCCAUGGCUCACGGGCCCAGCCGCUCCGCAGCAUGUGGGAUCUUCCUGGACUGGGGCACAAACCCGUGUUCCCUGCAUCGGCAGGCAGACUGUCAACCACUGCGCCACCAGGGAAGCCCUUGACUUACUUUUGAUGUAAUUUUCUUUUCCUAGUUUCCUAAGGUGUUGCAGCUUCCCUGGAAGUCUCCGAGAGCCCUGGGAGUGUCCAAGUGGCCCGGGGUCAGACAGCAGUCCUGCCCUGUACUUUCACUACCAGCGCCGCCCUCAUUAACCUCAAUGUCAUUUGGAUGGUCAUUCCUCUCUCCAAUGCGAACCAGCCUGAGCAGGUCAUUCUGUAUCAAAGUGGACAGAUGUUUGAUGGUGCCCCCCGGUUCCAUGGUAGGGUAGGAUUUAUAAGCACCAUGCCAGCCACCAAUGUCUCUAUCUUCAUUAACAACACCCAGCUAUCAGAUACAGGCACCUACCAGUGUUUGGUUAACAACCUUCCAGAUAGAGGGGGCAGGAAUAUUGGGGUCACCGGUCUCACAGUUUUAGUUCCUCCUUCUGCCCCACACUGCCAAAUACAAGGACCCCAGGAUAUUGGCAGCGAUGUCAUCCUGCUCUGUAGCUCAGAGGAAGGCACUCCUCGACCAACUUACCUUUGGGAGAAGCUAGACAGUAGCCUCCAACUACCCCCAACAGCCACUCAGGACCAGGUCCAGGGAACAGUCACCAUCCGGAACAUCAGCGCCCUGUCAUCAGGUUUGUACCAGUGCGUGGCUUCUAAUGCCAUUGGGACCAGCACCUGUCUUUUGGAUCUCCAGGUUAUUUCUCCCCAGCCCAGGAGCAUUGGACUAAUAGCUGGAGCCAUUGGCACUGGUGCAGUUAUUAUCAUUUUUUGCAUUGCACUAAUUUUAGGGGCAUUCUUUUACUGGAGAAGCAAAAAUAAAGCGGAGGAGGAAGAAGAAAUUCCUAAUGAAAUAAGAGAGGAUGAUCUUCCACCUAAAUGUCCUUCUUCUGCCAAAGCAUUUCACACCGAGGUGUCCUCCUCAGAGAGCAACACAUUUACCUCUUCCAAUACCUAUAACAGCCGCUGCUGGAGCAACAAUCCCAAAGUGCACAGAAACACAGAAUCGCUCGACCACUUCAGUGACUUGCGCCAGUCCUUCUCCCUCCACUCGGGCCACGCCAACAUACCAUCCGUCUAUGCCAACGGCAGCCAUCUGGCCCCAGCCCCACCGAAGACCCUGGCAGUGACAGCCAACAGAGGGUCGUCGCCGCAGGCCGUGUCCAGGAGCAAUGGCUCAGUCAGCAGGAAGCCCCGGGCUCAGUACACACACUCCUACACCAUCAGCCAAGCAAGCCUGGAGCGCAUUGGUGCUGUCCCUGUCAUGGUUCCAGCCCAGAGUCGGGCUGGCUCCCUGGUCUAGGACGCAAGCAGAUGGAGCGUGCAGAGAAGAAGCAAAGGGAGCCCCCAUUCCAGCGGGGGGCGGGGUGGUGGCGUGUUGGGAAAGACACUUUCCUGACAAUGGUCCUAGUAAAAAGCACAAAGAAGGAGGCAGGGCUGUGACCCGGCCACUAAGAUUGGUAAAAUGAACUGGAGUGCUCCGGCAUGAAGACUUGUUCUUUCCCCCACCCCAGCUGUCCCAGGAUUCUGUUCAAAACGCUGGAUCUCACAGAUGUGCCAAGCCAAGGAAAAAGGUAGAAGAGCAGAAUAGCAUUAAAAACCCAAACUGCAGUCCAGAUGGGCUUAUUUUUUAAUUCAUGUCUAACGUAAUAAUUUUUCAAGAGACUAAAGUGCCAGAUGGAGUUUAAAUAAUGAAAUUAUUUAAAAAGAUAGGUGUCUUUAGAAACAUACUGAGCAACCCUGUGUUACAUCCUGCCUUUCCCCGUCCCCUCUUGAUGUAGGGGGCCGAAUGGCAUAAAUGGCGAAUACUGGUCCUAGCAGGGCUGGCUUUUGUAUCGUAGAAUCAAAACUUUUUACACCAACAGAAUUCAGUAAGGAAUGGGUGAAAACUAUAAACUUCUUUGAGGAGCCCCUUCAUAUUUAUUUAUUUAUCUCUUCCUGGACCAUGAAUUUCAUAUUUGGAAUAUUGCUAUAUUGACAGAUUAUUGCCUGUCUAUGUUUUUCUAGGGUCUGUUAUAGGUCCAUGACAGUUACUGUUCAUUAUUUCCUGGGAAAAUAUUUUUUAAAAGAAAACUGUUGUUUUUAAAAAAAAAAAUACGAGAGAGGCAUUGGGUUAGGAAGGAAAAGACUACUGUCAACGCCACGUCCAGUGAGCUUGUUCGUGGAGCCCGGCAGGCAGGCAGCAAGACCUAGGUCGUGCAGGCAGCACAGGAGCAGGGAGGAGGGUGGAAGGGAAUUCCUGGCAGCCUCUCAGAGCAGGGCCGUCCAGGUCUCCCUUGCUGUCACACCAGGUUACUCUUAAUGAGGGCAGCACCCCAUGCCUCUGUACUGGGGUAGAUAACUUUCUCCUUGUUUGACAAGUUGAGGUUGCUGGGUUGUUACAGGGAGGGCAGGAGUUGCUUUGUUUUUGUUUUUCUCAAAAUGAUUAUUUUUGCAAAAGAGAUAAGACUGAGACAAAAGGGAUGUCUUCAGAUAUGCUCCUGGGAGGCUCUGCCCUGUUCUUGUCGCAGCUCAGGGUUGCAACUUUGCCCAGAUGCGUUUUACACCACUGUAAAGAGAUUCUUUGUGAUUAAUUACCUGGCCUUGGGAGUUCACCAGGUAAUUUGCAGACUCUCCACUCUAUUUGUGCUCUGUAGAUCUGGCUGUGCUUGUAUCGGUGACUCUCUCGCCUUAAUCACACUUUAAGCAACACAAAUGAUUUCUUCCCAGAUUUGUUUCCUAAAUUAUUUAUGAUGCUGACCCCGGGAUUGGAUAAGAGCAUCUUUUCUUUCCCCGAUGUAGUCUCUCAUUCCCUCUUCCCACUAUGCUUUUGCCCUCUUUUCCUGCAAGCACAGUCGUCACAGGAAGUGGCCUUCUGGUUUUCAGACUUAUUUGAAUAAUGGAAACCAACAGCUGCUGCAUACACUAUUUUUCCAAGAGGGCUAAGCUCAGAACCUAACCAUUGCAAUCAUUCCAAUAUUGAUUAAGAACUGAAUUUACUUUAGCAUUACUUAUUUUUUCCGUUUGACGGUUCUUGACUUUGUAAAAAUUUAAAUAAAUGAAUGUCUAUACUUUUUAUAAAGAAGAGUGAAAAUGCCAUGACAGAUAAGAUGAUACUAUCAGAUGUUGUUUAGAAAGCAUUUAUCUUGCAUUUCUUUAUUCUUUCUAAUUAUCUAAAAUUCAAUAAAAGUUUUAUUCAUAUAAAAACAA
This is a messenger RNA of Orcinus orca (killer whale), 5064 nucleotides long. It is a transcript of the gene IGSF11, whose product is annotated as immunoglobulin superfamily member 11. Lineage: Eukaryota; Metazoa; Chordata; Mammalia; Artiodactyla; Delphinidae. Gene Ontology annotation, cellular component: cell-cell junction. Bases 2057 to 3178 code for a protein of 373 amino acids. The transcript is spliced from 7 exons. Gene Ontology annotation, molecular function: ionotropic glutamate receptor binding. The record is from RefSeq and is a predicted model, not a curated record. Gene Ontology annotation, biological process: homophilic cell-cell adhesion.